CAACAAGCCAUGUUCUCGAGACGUUUCACUCUGCUUUGAAGAGGAUUCCAGUCUCGUGACCCACAGUACUUGGUCUCCUGAAGAAAGUCCAGUCUACUGUGCCGUCACCUUCACCAAAGAACAUGGAGAAGUUGAUAUUGGAAAGGCCUGUUUCUGUGUCUAAGGAUGAAAUGCCUACACUUCCUUCCCAGGAGAAGCCAGAUAUGAACUCAUGCCCUCAUGCACCUGGCAAAUAUUUUCUCCCUGGUGGGAUGGACAAUGAGAACUGCAAGGCUAAUGAGAAGGAAAUGGAUUGGAUCCGCCCUGAUACACCUAGCAAAUGCACGUGGAAGCUUGGGAAACCCCCAUCUGCCUCCCCCCAUCGUCAUACCACUCUGCCGGAGCCUCUGAAGAUCCUGCCAAGCAUCCUGAAUAAAGUUGGCAAUACACCCAUGGUGCGAAUCAACAAGAUUGGGAAGCAGUAUGGGCUCAAGUGUGAACUCUUGGCAAAAUGUGAGUUCUUCAAUGCUGGGGGCAGCGUGAAGGAUCGCAUCAGCCUGAGGAUGGUAGAGGAUGCUGAAAAAGCUGGGAUCUUGAAGCCUGGGGACACUAUCAUAGAGCCAACCUCUGGAAACACAGGAAUUGGCCUGGCCUUGGCUGCGGCAGUGAAGGGUUACCGCUGUAUCAUUGUGAUGCCAGAGAAAAUGAGUAUGGAGAAGGUGGAUGUCCUGAGAGCUCUGGGUGCUGAGAUUGUGAGGACGCCAACUACUGCCAGAUUUGAUUCUCCUGAAUCUCACGUGGGAGUAGCAUGGAGACUGAAAAACGAAAUCCCCAAUGCACAUAUACUAGACCAGUACCGUAAUGCCAGCAACCCCCUGACGCACUAUGACACCACAGCUGAAGAGAUCCUGCAGCAGUGCGAAGGAAAAAUAGACAUGCUGGUGGCUACGGCUGGCACAGGAGGUACUAUCACUGGCAUCUCUAGAAAGCUAAAGGAGAAGUGUCCAGGUUGCAAAAUUAUAGGUGUUGAUCCUGAAGGCUCCAUCCUUGCUACACCAGAAGAACUAAACAAGACUGACAAGACAAUGUAUGAAGUGGAAGGAAUCGGAUAUGAUUUUGUCCCCACGGUGUUGGAUAGAUCUACAGUGGACCAGUGGUACAAGAGCAAUGAUGAGGAGUCGUUUGCUUUAGCACGUAUGCUGAUCCGAGAGGAAGGACUGCUGUGUGGUGGCAGCUCAGGCAGUGCCAUGUCUGUAGCUGUGAAGGCAGCCAAAGAGCUGAAGGAAGGUCAGCGCUGUGUUGUUAUCCUUCCUGACUCUGUCAGGAACUACAUGUCCAAGUUCUUGAGCGACAAAUGGAUGAUUCAGAAAGGGUUCAUGAAAGAAGAAGACCUUGUCAAAAAACCUUGGUGGUGGAACAUCAGUGUUCAGGAAUUAAGCCUCUCUGCUCCCCUGACUGUGCUCCCAACUGUUACCUGCGCAAAGACUGUUGAAAUUCUCCGGGAGAAGGGAUUUGACCAGGUACCAGUUGUUGACGAAUCUGGGGUAAUUUUGGGCAUGGUUACCCUAGGUAACAUGCUUUCUUCACUGCUUGCUGGAAAAGUUCAGCCUUCUGACGAAGUCAGCAAAGUAAUCUACAAGCAGUUUAAACAGAUUAACCUGAAAGAUAACUUGGGGAAACUCUCUCAUAUCCUGGAAAUAGACCACUUUGCUUUAGUGGUUCAUGAACAAAUUCAGUAUCACACUGAUGGUUCCUCCAGUAAGCGGCAAAUGGUGUUUGGCAUCGUCACAGCCAUCGACCUGCUUAACUUUGUGACUGCACGAGAACGGGAAAGAAAGUCCAACUAAAGUCAAGUAGCAACGUGGAGCCUCUUCAACAACAUUUUGCAAUCUCCAACAAAGAAUCCAAUUUAUUUCUUAGGUAGAAUGGUCUGUCCUUAGGGUGGUUUUGUUUUUUUUUU
Aptenodytes forsteri (emperor penguin) is the source of this 1939-nucleotide messenger RNA. Its product is annotated as cystathionine beta-synthase. NCBI's taxonomy places the organism in Eukaryota, Metazoa, Chordata, Aves, Sphenisciformes, Spheniscidae. The record is from RefSeq and is a predicted model, not a curated record. The transcript is spliced from 17 exons. The coding region runs from base 123 to 1826 and encodes 567 amino acids. Gene Ontology annotation, molecular function: cysteine synthase activity; cystathionine beta-synthase activity. Gene Ontology annotation, cellular component: cytoplasm.